AUGGCCUUCACACCAAAAGCCUGCAGUCUUUUCCUGGUGGUUUUGCUGGGAGUUUGUAUACAGCUCAACGGAGCUCAACACGUUCCAGGUGCCAGAUGCAAAUGCCCAGGAACCAUUAUGCACACUCAGGAAAUCAUUGAUGACUUUGAAAUCAUUGAAAAGACCCAUUACUGCGACACUACUGAAAUCAUUGUUACACUGGCGGAAGAUGGAGCCAGACGGUGCCUGAACCCCGUUGGAAGAAAGGCCAUGUUUUUCGUCAACUGCUGGAACAGAAUAAACAAGGACGACAAGCAAAAGAAGAGGUGUCUUAAGAGAAAAGCAGAGUGA
Messenger RNA from Oncorhynchus mykiss (rainbow trout), 330 nucleotides. It is a transcript of the gene cxcf1b, whose product is annotated as chemokine CXCF1b. Gene Ontology annotation, cellular component: extracellular region. Gene Ontology annotation, molecular function: chemokine activity. Gene Ontology annotation, biological process: immune response. Lineage: Eukaryota; Metazoa; Chordata; Actinopteri; Salmoniformes; Salmonidae. The record is from RefSeq and is marked provisional.